CUUUCAUUUCCUCCUUGUUCUUUGUUCCCAGUGAAAAUUAAUUCUAUUAAACCCCAAAAUACAUAUAAAAAGUCAUGCUAUUAUGAACACUAUGAUGUUUAUUCAAGGAAAGUUUUCUGCCUUUGUUUCUCUGUGCAUGUUGCUUGAAUAUAAUCACUGUGUGUGCGUGACUCUAUCUUGUAGAUCUAUUGUUUUAUUCACUGUGUGUACUUGUUUGUUUAGCACCAAGGCAACCCUGCUUCACCUCUUGCUUCUGUCACCCCCUUAGACAGCCCUUCUGAAUCAGAAUCAGAGCCCUCUCCCCCAAGUCUCUCAUCUCACCCAUACCUCAAAUCGUUACCUAAAGAUAUAUCAACCACUGACAAGGUUCAUAAUCCUCAAAGAAAUGAAUUCCCUAAACUAGGCCCCCCACCUCCUUACAUCCCUGAGCCUUACCAUGUGUACAAUAGCAGUGCAGUGCACGUAGAAGCUGUGCGUAGGUACCUCCUGGAGAAUAACUUGGAUAGGACCUCUCCCUGUAGUAUAUCCCCUAGACAAUCCCAAAGUGCAUGUUCAUCAAACCAGAGUUCAUACAUACUUGGAGCAGGUAAUACACCUCUGAGUUCAUCUCCAUUGACAUCAGUAGGAGACCCUCAGGACUUGGAGGAAUUUGUCCUGGAGCAUGGAAUGAGGGUCCUCUCAACAGGCAGCUCACCAAGGACUUACACCAUUGUAUCCAGUAACCUGGGAGAACAUUCUUUGUUUGAUAAGAAUCAUAGAGGCAGAAGAAGUGCUGAGUUAAAGGUGUCACCACUUCGGAGAUCUCCUGGUAGUCCCUUAUUGGUCAGAUCUGGUAGCCCCUUAUUGGUCAGAUCUAGCUCUUGUAGCCCCUCAAUGGUCAAAUCAAGUCCCCAAAUGGUUGCACAGCAUAGUUCAUCAUCUCCCAAAAUCAUAUUUUCACCAAAACCUUCAAAUCUUCAGUAUGGUAUGAAGACCCCUCCACACCAAGGUACCAAUAGGAAUGUCACCCCACCUCACAUGAUUCGUUGUAUUAAGACCCCUGAGUCACACAGCUAUCAAACUGAAGAGAGUGUGUUUCCCAAGCCUUGCCCCAUGCAGGACAACGUCAAAUUUGGUAGCAUAAAUGAUGACCUUAAUGCAAAUAAUCAACCACAUAGUAAUGGACCAUUUGUGUUUGCCAGCAGUCCUUACCCCCUAGCAAAGGCAGCCAGCCUGAAUACAUCACUGGAUGGAGGAUAUAUGGCAAGCAAACUUCAAUAUCUAAAACAUGUUCUCCCACCACUUCCACCGAAACCAAAGUUUGAAUUUGAGCACUUAAGUCGAGGUAUUAUGACUGAGGAUGCAAUAGAUACUGCUAACAUGAAACAGCCCUUCUUGCAUAGUCCUCCAAUUAGGAAUCUUAACAGGAAGAUUUCCCCUAAGAGGAAGACUUGUAUGACUCAAGAUGGGACAUUCAACAGGUCAAAAGCUAAGAGAUGUAAAUCUGUUGACUCAUGGAAUAUUAAAAAGAAACAUGAACAGUUUAAGGACACAAACAAAAGGGAUGUUGCUCAAAAUGAACGACGAGUCAAUGGGAAACAUGUGAGAGCUUUGUCCGAUACAGGGGUGUUUACCAAGAGUGUAGAUGUCCUGACUGAUGCUGUAGAGAGGGACAUGAAUGCUGCUUUAAAAGCUCCUAAGGAAAACAAGAAUAUAUCAGCAUUAGAGACAUUCAAUGAUGAGGGAAAUGUUAAGGUGUGUUCUAACUCUAAGAGUGAUGAUGCCAAAAAUGGUGCUAUGGAGAAGGAUUUGCAUAACUUAAAUGAUGCUUUAACAGAGCCUGGGGAACAAGCCAGUGGCUCUAAUGAUGCUUUAAAAGACCAUGAAGAACAAUCCAAAGAGAAUAACAAUUACAAGGGAAAUAUUGAGGAUGGCAUAAGAGAUAUUCAGAAAACUGUCCAAGAAAAACCAAAGUGGUUCCAAGAAUUUGAGGAAGCACAUAAAGCUACAGAUUCAGACUUUCUUUAUUAUGAUGAUCAAACUAAACAAACAAAACAAAAAAAGACAAGACGCAGACUUCUCCAGGUGACUACUAGAGGUAUUGAUCACACAGAGGGACAUAAUUUAUUAAAGCAAUAUAGCAGUGUGGCAGCAAAUGGUGUGUACACAAAACUAGAUACAAAUAUUGAUUCCCCAAUUAGGAAUACUUCACCACAAUGUUACAAUGUGGGCUCCCCAGUGGCAAAAUCUUCAAUUGAUGAUGGAAAUGACAAAAUUGAGUCAAGAAAUGAAAAAGCAAAAUCUAGCAAAAGUAAAGUAGAGCUAAGUCUUAUAGAAAUGGGGAUUGAUGAAGUGGGUCAUGUAAUGAGCAAAUUUGAAUUGGCUGUGAAUGAAGAGGCUGAGAAAUAUUCCUCUCGUGCAGAUGAUGAGCAUAUUGAAGCCAAUGAAGAGUAUGAAGUGGUACCAGUCACCUAUCUGGAGGACAUUGAUGUAGGACUUGCACAUGUUAAAUCAGGUGACAGCGUAUGUACGGUAGUUGAAGGAAUGGAUGAUUCAACAGAUACCAGUGACAUCAUUGAUACUGCCAACAAUGAUGCAGAAGAUGCCAAUGGCAUGAUUGAUAUUGCCAACAAUGAUAAAGAAGAUGCCAAUGGCAUAAUUGAUGUUGCCAACAAUGAUAAAGAAGAUGCCAAUGACAUAAUUGAUAUUGCCAACAAUGAUAAAGAAGAUGCCAAUGGCAUUAUUGAUAUUGCCAACAAUGAUAAAGAAGAUGCCAUUGACACAAUUGAUAUUGCCAACAAUGAUGAAGAUGCCAAUGACAUCACACAGGGAGAGGGACUAUGUCAUACAUAUGUCCAAGCCUCAAACAAAUCUCAUAUCUCAGAUGUUUGGAAAGUCAAGUCUCCCCAAACCAAGGAUUUUUCAUAUGUACCAGACAACUAUUCUGAAAUCAGUCCAAAUAUCAUAAACUCUCAAAGCACAUCCAGGCAUCCAUGCACAAGCACAAUUAACACAUGUCUCGUCAAACCCAUGAGCAAGUUUCCUAUCAGUCAACUUCCUGUUACUCCCGAAGCAAAUCUGAUAAAGAAAUGGCGCCCACACUCCCAUUCAAACAACUGUCACAAUGGUUCUCAUCUCAAAGAUGCCAUCCCAUGCAUUGUUGCAAUGUCUGUGCCCUCUAUAUUUAAUGUGAGUAACCAUAUAGCCGAGAUGUUUGUUGUUUCAUGUUAUGUCAUUAUACUGUUACAUCUACUAAUUUGUUUUGUUACUUCACGUGUUCUAUUAGACUUGCAAAUUGAUGGUUGGGAACAUAUUGUCUUCCUCACUAAGGAUUUCUUACAUUCUCAUGUUGAUACUUGUUGGCUACUGGGAAGAUGUUAAUCACAUGAUUGUAGAAUCAGGUCCCAAAUUAGUGUGAGUUUGAAAUUACACAAUUCCUUGUCGAGAUUUAGAGACUCUCACACAUUUGGUACUUGAUUCUGUGAUCUAUUGGCCAAAGUCGCUUCCAAAACAUAAUGUGAAUAAUUCCAAGGAGGGGCCAUGAUGUCUUCAAAAAAGUCAAAGAGCAAGUCUAAUAUAUUUUGUCAAGUAGUCAUAGUUCAUUAAUUGUAUAACACUAUGCAUUAUUCUCGUUUUUGUAUAUUUACUGUUAUGUGUUUGUAUCAUUUUCAGAAGUGUAUGUACUUGUACUAAUAAGCUUUUGUAGUUUUUUUUCAUUUCUUCAUGUCAUAAAUAUGUUCCUCUCCAUGCUUGCAUUUCUCUCCCUGCUUUCUAGGUAUA
Messenger RNA from Owenia fusiformis, 3759 nucleotides. The record is from the annotation of a GenBank genome assembly. Lineage: Eukaryota; Metazoa; Annelida; Polychaeta; Sabellida; Oweniidae.